AUGGUCCUCGACAGCUCCUCAUCGAACCUAUCUGUUCUCGAAGCGUCCCUGCUCAACGCCACCGGUAAUAUACCUCUGCAUAGCAGGUUUAGAGCGUUGUUCACGCUGAAGGCACUGAAGACUGAUGAGGCAGUAAAUAUCAUCUCAAAAGGGUUCUCGGACGACAGCACGUUGCUAAAGCACGAGCUCGCCUAUUGCCUCGGACAGAUGAAGAACAUGUCUGCUCUUCCUAUUCUUGAGACUGUGCUAUCGGACGAGAAGGAAGACCCGAUGGUCAGACAUGAGGCGGCUGAGGCGAUGGGCGCGCUAUCCUCGACUUCCUCAGUGAACAUCCUGAAAAAAUAUAUGUCGGACCCAAAUCGCAGCGUCAGGGAGACCUGUGAGAUCGCGCUAGCUAAAAUUGAAUGGGACAACUCUGAGGAAGGGCGAAAACAUUGGGCAAGCGUCCGGCCCACUGAGGAACAGACAUACACGUCGAUAGACCCUGCCCCACCAAGUUCGCGUCUUCUGUCCGGCAAGGCCGCUCCAGAAAAUACAUCCGAUUCGAAUAUUGCCUCUCUGCGAGCCACGCUGCUCGACAAAAAUCGCUCUCUGUUCGAGAGAUACCGCGCCAUGUUCGCCCUGCGGAACAUCGGCACUCCAGCCGCGGUCGACGCGCUCGCAGCGGGGUUCUCAGACGACAGCGCGCUCUUCAAGCACGAGAUCGCGUUCGUCUUUGGCCAGCUUCUCUCGGCGCAUUCGGUGCCCUCCCUGCUCGCCGUGCUCGAGAAUCCACACGAGUCCGAGAUGGUGCGGCACGAGGCCGCGGAGGCACUCGGCGGGAUCGCGACGCCCGAGGUCCUCCCGCACCUCAAGCAGUGGAUGCGGCGCACGGACGCGCCGCGUGUCGUCCGCGAGAGCUGCGAGGUCGCGAUUGAUAUGUGGGAGUAUGAGAACUCUGGCGAGUUCCAGUAUGCGAAUGGGUUGGAGGGAUCGGCCGUGGGCACUGUUGGGGCGUGA
This is a messenger RNA of Sparassis crispa, 999 nucleotides long. RefSeq names its product Deoxyhypusine hydroxylase. Lineage: Eukaryota; Fungi; Basidiomycota; Agaricomycetes; Polyporales; Sparassidaceae. The coding region runs from base 1 to 999 and encodes 332 amino acids. The record is from RefSeq and is a predicted model, not a curated record. The transcript has 6 exons. Gene Ontology annotation, molecular function: deoxyhypusine monooxygenase activity. Gene Ontology annotation, biological process: peptidyl-hypusine biosynthetic process.